Messenger RNA from Hibiscus syriacus, 1969 nucleotides. RefSeq names its product galactan beta-1,4-galactosyltransferase GALS1-like. The transcript is spliced from 2 exons. NCBI's taxonomy places the organism in Eukaryota, Viridiplantae, Streptophyta, Magnoliopsida, Malvales, Malvaceae. The record is from RefSeq and is a predicted model, not a curated record. Bases 103 to 1605 code for a protein of 500 amino acids.
CUGAAAAUAAAAUAAAAUAAAAACUGUCGGUCUGAUCCUUUUCGUUCCUUGCCGUUUCGGGUAUUUUACAAAAUCACUUUCUCUGCCACAACCGACACCGCAAUGAGGAAAGAACCGCCGCCCUCAACCGCCCCUUCCGCCCUUGGCAAGCUUUUCCUAUGCUUUGAGACUAAACCUUUGGUUGUCACAUUGUUAGCUCUCACCUUGCUUAUGCUUCUCUGGAAUUUCCCUCCUUACUUGCAGAACCUCUCUACCGCCACACGUCCCUGUUCGGCCACUUCUCUCGCCUCCGUCGCCGCCUCCGCCGCCGCUUCCACUAGCUUAUUGUCCACCAAUGCAUCGCUCCCUUAUACGGCUACUCCGGUUGCUGAAAAGAAGUACUACUCCGAUCCCAAAGCUAAACCCAGAGAUCCAAAUAAACGUGUAUUCGAGGCUCACGGUAAUGCGGCCGCCUUGUUUGUCCAGAUGGGUGCUUACAGGGGCGGUUCCACGACGUUCGCGGUGGUGGGUUUGGCUUCGAAACCCGUUCACGUGUUCGGUCGACCAUGGUACAAAUGCGAGUGGAUCUCGAAUAAUGGUUCUUCUUUUAGAGCAUUGGCUUACAAAAUGCUUCCCGAUUGGGGAUAUGGGCGUGUUUACACCGUGGUGGUGGUGAAUUGCACUUUCCCUUUCAACCCAAACCAAGACAACCUAGGUGGUAAGCUGAUGAUCAACGCCUACUACGGCGAGUCCCCCAGGAAGUACGAGAGAUUCACGGCGCUGGAGGAGUCGUCGGGAUCUUACAAUGAAGCCAAGUACCACCCACCGUUUCAGUACGAGUAUUUAUACUGUGGGUCGUCUCUGUAUGGGAACCUCAACGCCGAUAGGAUGAGGGAAUGGAUGGCUUACCACGCUUGGUUCUUUGGACCGAGCUCGCAUUUCGUGUUUCAUGAUGCUGGUGGUGUCUCGCCGGAGGUCAGGGCGGUUCUCGAACCUUGGGUGCGUGCCGGAAGGGCUACGGUUCAGGAUAUCCGUGACCAGGCGCAAUUCGAUGGGUAUUAUUAUAACCAGUUCUUGGUUGUGAAUGAUUGCUUGCAUCGCUAUCGACAUGCUGCUAAUUGGACAUUCUUCUUCGACGUGGACGAGUAUAUCUAUUUACCAGAUGGAAACAUUUUGGAAUCAGUGUUGAAUGAGUUCUCCAAUUAUACACAGUUCACUAUUGAGCAGAACCCAAUGUCCAGUGUGCUCUGCUUGAAUGAUUCCUCUCAACAAUAUUCCAGGCAAUGGGGAUUCGAGAAGCUGCUCUUUCGGGAAUCAAGAACUGGAAUUCGCCGUGACAGGAAAUAUGCAAUUCAGGCAAAGAAUGCGUACGCCACGGGCGUUCACAUGUCGGAGAAUGUGAUCGGGAAAGCAUUACAUAAAACCGAAAGAAAGAUUCGUUACUAUCACUAUCACAACACCAUUACCGUACACGAGGAGCUCUGCAGAGAAUUCAUCCCUCCAUCGUCCAAGAACAAUGUGACCUGGUUCAAUAAACUACCCUACGUCUACGACGAUAACAUGAAGAAACUGGCCAACACCAUCAAGGAAUUCGAGCGGAAAACGAUCGGGGACCCUACACCAUAAGUGAUGAUGGUUCUUCCUUAAUGACCCUCAACUGUUCCUCGUGUAUCCUAUGCCAGAGUUAAAUGUUUUAACGGUCGAGCAUUCAUUUCUGAUUUGGGGUUUGCUCAAACUUUACUCCUCUUUCCUGCUAGGGAUCUGAUGACCCCACCGACUGCAAUCAGUGGCGAGAAACUCACGGAACAAGCUGGAAGGAGGGCCCGACAUCGUUUUUAUCUUUUCUGUAAUGGUGGUGGUGAGUGUUGUUGUAUUGAUUUGUUUUUGGUUCUAUAUGAUUAGUGGGAAUACUUGUAAAAUUGUUUCUUUCAAGUUAUUGCUUUAUAGAAUUCAUACCAGUUUUAUAAAGAGAUGCGUCAAUUGUUGUUUC